Molecule: messenger RNA, 2457 nt
Organism: Branchiostoma belcheri (Belcher's lancelet)
Lineage: Eukaryota; Metazoa; Chordata; Leptocardii; Amphioxiformes; Branchiostomatidae
Product: tyrosyl-DNA phosphodiesterase 1-like
Biological process (GO): double-strand break repair; single strand break repair
Cellular component (GO): nucleus
Molecular function (GO): single-stranded DNA binding; double-stranded DNA binding; 3'-tyrosyl-DNA phosphodiesterase activity
Source: RefSeq, a predicted model, not a curated record
CCGACCCCAGGACGUACACAUGUGGACCAGCUGGGAGACAAAGUGACGCGAAGAGAUUGUACGUAUAAAAACAGCCAGACAGACAAACAAACAAACAGACAAACAAACAAGGACAACAACAAGUCUGCACAAGCGUAUCUAUACAACAAGCAAGUCUAUCACGCCGAUAUUGUGAUGUCGUGGUCAUUGAGUGAUUCUGAUUCUGAUGAAUCCACCAGUCUGACUCUCCCUGGAGAAAGGAAAGAUGAAGAAAGAGGUGACUGUGCUGGAGAGAGCAGCAGGACAGGACAGGGGGAGGACAAUAGUGGUGGUCAGGCCGGGCCAUCAGGAUUAGGAGAAACAGGACGUCAUGAAGGAAAACAGAAGAGAAAUACUGAGAAAGACCGAAGGCCGGCGUGUAAGUAUGGGAGGCAGUGUUACAGGAAGAACCUCCACCUUCGGGAGUACAGACAUCCAGGGGACUCGUCAUCUGAUGAUGAAAACUCCUCCCCACCUCACAAAAAGCUCAAAACAGGGUCCCCUUCUGCUGCUUCAUCGUCAUCAUCAUCGUCAGCACAAACAGCAGACCCUGGCCCAUACACCUUCUUCCUGACCAAAGUCUCUGGCAUCGCUGCAAGGUUUAAUCAGACUGGAGCCCUGCACAUUGCAGAUAUAUUGGCAGCAGAGAAGGGAGAGCUGGUGGCCUCAGCUCAGUUUAACUACAUGAUUGACAUUCCCUGGCUCAUGCAGCAGUAUCCACAGGAAGCAAGGGGGAAACCUUUACUGAUUGUACAUGGAGACAGUGGGCUGUCUAAAGUCAAGCUGCAGGAGGAUGCACACCACUUCUCCAACAUUCAGCUCUGUCAGGCUCGACUUGAAAUCAUGUAUGGAACGCAUCACAGUAAGAUGAUGUUUCUCCUAUACGAGGACAGUCUUCGUAUAGUCAUCCACACCGCCAACCUCAUCCAACAAGACUGGCACCAGAAAACUCAAGGGGUUUGGUUAAGUCCUCGUUUCCCCAAACUACCCGAGGGCUCUGCCCCUUCCAGCGGAGACUCCUUAACAAACUUCAAGGCAGACCUGCUGGCAUACCUGGCCGCCUACAGAAAGCCUGCCCUUGAAGAGUGGAGAAAGCACAUACAGAAGCAUGACAUGUCAGAGGCAAGGGUUCAUAUUGUGGCCUCUGUACCAGGGCGACAUCAGGGAGGAAAUAAAAACCAGUGGGGUCACCUGAAACUGAGACAGGUGUUUCAAGCACGAGGUCCACCAGCAGACCUGGUGAAAGGUUGGCCAGUGGUUGGACAGUUCUCCAGUAUUGGGUCCCUCGGUGCUGAUGCCCAGAAAUGGCUGUGUGGGGAAUGGCUGGCAAGUCUGGCCACAGUCAGGGGAAAACCAAGCCUUACACUGGGCAGCAGACAACCCCAGCUGCAGCUGAUUUACCCAAGUGUGAACAAUGUUAGAAGCAGUCUGGAAGGAUACCCUGCUGGUGGGUCACUACCUUACAGCAUCAACACUGCCAGGAAGCAGCCAUACCUGAACAAGUUCUUGCACCAGUGGAGUGCCAGUGCACGAGGUAGGACGAGAGCUUCACCGCACAUCAAAACCUACACCAGAACAUCUCCUGACUGUGACAGACUGGCCUGGUUCCUGGUCACCAGUGCUAACUUAUCGAAGGCAGCCUGGGGUGCCCUGGAGAAAAACGGUGCUCAGCUGAUGAUCAGGUCCUAUGAGAUUGGAGUCCUUUUCCUGCCUCAGGACUUUGGUGAGAACACAACAUUUGCUGUGCACACACCUAGCCCUGUACCCUUCCCCAUCCCGUAUGACCUACCACCACUACCUUACGGCACCAAUGACCAACCUUGGGUUGUGGAUAUUCCAUAUGUCAACAAACCUGACAGCCAUGGAUGUAUCUGGCAACCUUCAUAAUCAGGAAUUGGACAGAGGAUUGCAUCAUUCAGUCAACAAUGUAGAAACAAGGGACUACACCCUCAACCCCCCCUCCCCGUACAUGUAUACAGUACAUCUGAUCUGUCAAGUCUGUACUUGUAAACAGGAGUACACCUGUCAACUGUAAAGGAGUUGGAUUUUGAUACAUCAAUCAAGUUUUAAUCAAAGUAGGGGUACAUGUAUAUCUAUCAACAAUGCUGACCGUAAAGUAAGGCACAGAAAAUAUGGGGAAAUGGGUACAUCUAUCUGUUACGUUUCUUGGCCAAUAGUUUGAAAAACCUAUUACGUCUGUUGAUGAUUAAGGAGAAAUGGUAUGUAUCUAUCAACCAGCUUGAUCAUGCUGUUACAAAUGUAGGGUUGGUAGUUGCUAAGUUAUUCUGUCAACAGUUGUUGAACAUUGUAUUGUUCUUGUCUUGAAUUGCCAACCAAACUGUUACAAAAAUUACUAGUAAAAGCGGACCUUAUUCUGUGCCUGUAUAUGAAUUUUUUAAAUCUACAGAUUGGAUGAAGAAUAAACACCAGUUGAUUUUC